Artibeus jamaicensis (Jamaican fruit-eating bat) is the source of this 1425-nucleotide messenger RNA. It is a transcript of the gene ZNF414, whose product is annotated as zinc finger protein 414. The transcript is spliced from 8 exons. The coding region runs from base 119 to 1330 and encodes 403 amino acids. The record is from RefSeq and is a predicted model, not a curated record. NCBI's taxonomy places the organism in Eukaryota, Metazoa, Chordata, Mammalia, Chiroptera, Phyllostomidae.
GCUUGAAGGCGGAAAAUGGCGCUGACGUGAGCGUGAGCCCUUGGGCGCCCAGGGAGUCGCCACAACCUCAGCUGGAGCUGCAGGAGCUGCGGGAACAGGAAGCCUAGUCGGGCCGAGGAUGGAGGAGGAACCCUCUGGGCUUAACCCAGACAUGCUGGCCACUGCAGCAGACCCCAGCUCCAGUGAGACUGGCAAGGAAGUAUUAGCCCCAGGUGUGGCUGCUGCAGCCACCUCUUUCUCCAUGGAGGAGGAGUCAGGUCCGGACCAGACAGCCACACCCCCAGUGUGGGACCGUGGAGGGCUUGAAGGGGCCCAGCAAGGUUCCUCCUCAGCCCCAGACAGUGUACAGCCUGUCCCUGGACCCAGCCUUGGCACACCCAGCACAGUCUCCGGGACCAGUGAGGACCUUCGGCCUCCCAGGCGACGCCCACCACCAGGAAAGCAGAUACCCUGCUCUAGCCCUGGCUGCUGCCUCAGUUUCCCCAGCAUUCGUGACUUGGCACAGCAUCUUCGUACCCACUGCCCACCCACACAGUCCCUGGAAGGCAAGCUGUUCCGCUGUUCGGCCCUGAGCUGCACGGAGACUUUCCCCAGCAUGCAGGAACUGGUGGCCCAUGGCAAGCUGCACUACAAACCCAAUCGCUACUUCAAGUGUGAGAAUUGCCUCCUGCGGUUCCGCACGCACCGCUCACUCUUCAAGCAUCUUCAUGUUUGCGCUGAGCAAGGGCAGAGCCCAGCCCCACCGCCACCCCCAGCCCUCGACAAGGAGCCAUCUGGGCUUGAAUGCCCCCCCGAGUCUGAUCCUACAUCAGCGCCCAGCCUGCAGUUCCCGCUUCUUGAGCCCUUCAUGGCCCCCACCCCUGCCCCCACUGGGCCCUUCAUGCCCUACUUGAACACCACGCCCUAUGACCUAAGCCCCCCACGCCUGCGCCCCUUCCUGGCCACUGCACCUGGGCUGCCAGCCUCCAGCACCGCUGUGUGGAAAAAGAGCCAAGGUGCAGGAGGCAGUCCUCGGAGACCCCAGGGCGGUUCCGAUGCACCCUCAGGGCAUGUGGCCCCAAGCCGCAUCUUGUGGGAGCAUACACGUGGCCGCUACUCGUGCAUGCAGUGUGCCUUCUCCACGGCCUCUCGCCCCGCCAUGACCCUACAUCUGGAGGACCACCGCCCUAUCACCCCCGUGGCCUCGUUGCCCCGGCAGCCGUGCCCCGAGGCCCCGGCGGGUAAGACCGGGCCCCGCUUGCACCCAAGAUGUCGUUGCUGCUCUCUGAAGGGGAGUGUCCAGUUUUCUCACCGUUCUGAACCCUGCUGCACAGAGGUCACGAGGUCAUAGAGGUCAUGAGGUGUGGGUAGUUUUGUAAUUUUAGGGGGGCCUGAAAUGGAUGGGGUGGGGGGACAAUAAAAGGCACAAUGAACUGGCCUGUGCUG